AUGAUUGAUGCGGCAGCCAGUGUGACGCAAGAAACAUAUUCUUUGCUAGGCGUGAAAAGCAUUGGUGUUGACUACGGCCUGGUUCGAACGGGAGUCGCCGUGACGGUGGGAUACGACCCCAAGCCAUUAACGAUUUUGAAAGAUUUGAACGCAACUGAAGUUUGCGAUGCGGUCAUUCGAUGCGUUCGACUCGAGCAAGCCUCCCGUAUAGUGGUGGGCCUACCUCUGCACAAGAACGGCACAAUCGCGGAACAAACCAAUCUGACUCUUGUUUUCGUCGCGGAACUCGCUCAGAAGAGUUUGCAAGAGCUAGGGCCCGGGGUAAAAGUUGAGCUCUUUGAUGAACGAUACACUUCAAAAGCAGCCGCUGCGAGAGCACACAGUCGCAAUCCUCACCAGCCUUUAUAUGGUACGUUGGAUGCUGACGCUGCCUGCAUCAUUUUGGAAAACUACUACAACGACAAUGGUCUGGGCGCCCAGCCUGCACACUUAAGACCAGACAUUGUAGAAGAGAGUCGACGUUUUUAUGAAAGAAAAACGAUGGAUGAAGACGCCAGUUACAAGCUGCGAUAA
Phaeodactylum tricornutum CCAP 1055/1 is the source of this 573-nucleotide messenger RNA. RefSeq lists its product with no specific name. The record is from RefSeq and is a predicted model, not a curated record. NCBI's taxonomy places the organism in Eukaryota, Bacillariophyta, Bacillariophyceae, Surirellales, Neidiaceae. Gene Ontology annotation, biological process: rRNA 5'-end processing. Bases 1 to 573 code for a protein of 190 amino acids. The transcript is spliced from 2 exons.